CUUCUUACAGGCAGGGAAACCCACUCCACCGGAAUAGGUUAUCAGCGCAAGAUGACGGCGCGGCCUUGACAUGUUGCCCUCUGUUGGUUCACGCCGCUUCUAACAGCCGUCCGGCGAAGGAAACCGGCGGGCGAAAGAGUGCCACUCACCGGAGAGCUUUCACUGCAGGAUUUGCUUGGACCGUACCGUCCCUGGUGUCUCUCUCCGUUCUCGUUGUGCAGCGGGAGUCCCUAAUCUAAGGCAAUGCCGCAUACAUCAGGCUGGUUCGACGCAUUCCGAGAAAAUGGGGGUCCUACUCUCUACAGCGGCGACAACCGAACUUCCGUCUGGGUGGACGCCAGCGAGGCCUUUGUGUAUCUCGCCUUCAGCACGCUCCUGGUAGCUUUCCUCUUGGUUGUGCCAGGCAUUCGUAAAGAACGCUGCACGACUGUGUUCUGUGUCUCAACCAGUCUCCUCGUCGGUGCUGCGAUGCUUCUGGGAAUCUUCGGUUCCGGUUGGCAUACUGGACAUGCAACUACAAACUCGUACUACAGGGCGUUCUCCGUGGAACGAGUACGAGCUCACGUCGGGGUACACGUCGGCCUAUACUCCGUGAACGUGACGUACAUGGAGCUCCCCGACUCCAACGGCACCAUGAGAGACAUCAACUACAACGAGCAGUUCAAGUGGGAGAAGGCAACGUCUCUGCAAGACGAGUACCGGAAGGCCCUGGCCAAAGGACUUCCGUUUCCCAUCCUGACCAUGUUGGACUAUUUCAGCCAAGAUGCAGGAGGAUUCCUCUGGGGGAGGUCCUAUCGGAAGGCAGGCGACUGGGCCCAGUUCCUUCUGUGGGCGGCGUUUACUGCGUGGCUUCUCGCCAACGUACUUCUGUGCGCUGUACCACGUUACGGCGCGUACGCGCUCCAAGUGUGUGGCGCCCUCAUGGUACUGUCGACCAUAGUCUACUACGGGCUCCUGCCUCGAUUCCCACUGGUCGUUCCCUUGGAGACGGAUGUGCUGAGGUUGACCUUGGGGUGGAACUACUAUAUUGUGCUUCUUAUUGGUAUACUGGCCGUUGUAGUGGGCGGCAUAAUGGCUGUGGUCGACAUCAUCUAUCCGAGCAAGUUCGCAACGAUCCUCGAAGUGGACUACGACACUCCCUACCGGUACUUUGUGGCUCAAGGCAACCAGAGCAGUCGCAACACCAGUGCGGUCAAUAGCGUCAACAACAGUCCAGUGCCGUUACCGAAAUAUCAUAAGAUGGGGAGAGUCGAAGAUGACAAUGCCAUUCCUUUCAACGGACCUUCCUCCAGCGGCUUUAACCAAUUAGACGACGCAAUCGUCGUUCCAUCGGACGUUCCGGACGAUGACGAUGACGAUUCAGACGGCGACGAGGACGCCAUAGCCAAAGCCAGCAGAAAGUCCAAGAGCGGCAUCGACAACGCCGCCUUUGAGCAAGGCAGCGAAGAUGGUUGUGUUAUGGUGGACGGUAAACGUGCUGUGACGUUGCAGGACUUCGGAAAGUUUGCAGACGCCCUACGCAGGUCUGGCCGCAAGAAAAUCGCCGGCGCCAAACGACGUGCGUUCGCUAGGAGCAUGGGAUUUAGUGUUAAGGACGAUAUUACUAUCAAUAUUCAAGACGAAAGUGCGAACAAGUAAGGCACGCCGUGAUAUAGUCUCGUGCAGAUACCCAUGAAAAAUUCGGGAAAAGACGUUCGGGACGUGUGUGCCAAGCACUUGCAACGUAUUAUUUGCAGUUGCGGUUGGAAGAAGUGCCAAUGCAGGCGCAUGGUUCAUGUCUUCCGGUGGAGUGCGCUGCAUCGGUGCGCUUGCGUCUGCAAGAAUUGAUACCUGAUGUAGAUGGGAAGGUGGCUGCUAGUAUUCACUGAGAACGUCCUAUGGCACAGAUCUUAACAGUGACUUUACGUUGUAUAUGGAUAUGUACAAUGUUUCUAGGCGUAUGUACAAUGUAAUGUUUCUAGGCGGUUGCCCUUCUCAUCCAAGUUUGGAUGCAAGCCGCAAGACCAGCAAUGGCACCAAAAUAUCUGUAGGCGUGCGGUCCUUGACGCUUGAUGCGGAAAGCAGGCUAAAAUACAUGCGGCGAUGACCAGUUCCAGGAGACUGAGCUAAUAGGCUCCUGGAUGAAUUGAACGUGUGACGUUUUCCCAUCUGCUUGCUUCCGAAGUGUUCGCAUUGCUGUAAAUAAUUACCCAUUAUUUAUUUGUUUUACCUACACUGAAUCACGAUUGUGUUUUUAUUUA
Molecule: messenger RNA, 2240 nt
Organism: Ornithodoros turicata
Lineage: Eukaryota; Metazoa; Arthropoda; Arachnida; Ixodida; Argasidae
Product: dual oxidase maturation factor 1-like
Exons: 5
Coding region: 244-1638 (464 amino acids)
Biological process (GO): protein transport
Cellular component (GO): endoplasmic reticulum membrane
Source: RefSeq, a predicted model, not a curated record